This is a messenger RNA of Paramecium sonneborni, 970 nucleotides long. The record is from the annotation of a GenBank genome assembly. Lineage: Eukaryota; Ciliophora; Oligohymenophorea; Peniculida; Parameciidae.
AUGCCAGAAAUAAAGAAUUAGGAGGAGGAAUUAAAAUUCUAUCUAAUAAUUAUAAAGGUAAUUUCAAUUAUAUAAUACCUGUAUAAUGAUUGGGAGAAUUUGAUUAAAAUUUAUUAUCUCAAAAUAUUAAUAUUAUAGAAAGCUUUUUACAUGUAUUAAUAGUGUAGCAAGCAUAGUAAGAAAAUCAUAAUGGUAAACCUUAACUAAGUAGAUCAAGGCUUAAGUCCAUUUGCUUGUACUGAUUGCAUUUAAGAAUUCCCUAUAUAAUAUAUAACACUAGAAGAAGCAAACAAUAGAUAGAAUUUAUAAAAAAGAAUAAUCAAAGGAUUUAAUUAAUCAAUAUAAUUUAAAAAGAAAAAAGCAAUCAAAUAAUUCUGUAUAGAUCAUUAAAAAUUAAAAGAUCAUUACAAUUAAACUCUUAAAGUAUUUCAUUAGAUUAAUAGCUUUAGAAUAAUAAUGAUGAUAUCUUCACAACUAAAAAGUUCAAUAGUAAAGAUUUAUUUUUAUAGGACGAAAAAAAACUAUAAUAGAUAAUCAAAUUAUUAAGUUCUAAUAAUUAGACUAACUAUAUUAUAGACAUAUUAAGAGCAAUAAGAAAAAUAAGAUUAAUAUAUCUUUUGUUUUAUUCAAAUUUAAAGACUAAGUUGGGAAACAUAAUGAAGGAAGAUUUGUUAUGUAAAUAUUAAAUAAAUAAAAAUUUAAAUAGAUAACAGUAAAUCGGUAUAUUGUAUUAAUAUUAUUAGUUAAUUAAAUAAAAGAAGAUAAUAAAAACGCUUUGGAUUCUGAAGUACAUGAAUUCAUACUAAAAGUUAAACGUAGGAUCUAUAUCUUACUAUUUUUAACGAGUCUGUAGAAUCAUCCAAAGAAUUUUAAAAAAUAUAUGAGACAUUACAAAAAAAUAGCCAAUUACAAUAAAUUAUGGAAGUAUAACAAGAAAAGUGCAAAGUUAAAAAGUUAUUUAAACUAUUGA